UCACACUUAGCUUGGAAACAACCUCCAGAGCAACAACAAGCAUUGCGGGGCCAGCCAGGCUGCUCGACAGAGUCAUGCCGGCACCGGACGAUGUCCGGUUCAAACUCGGCAUGCCGACUGGUGUCACUCGUUGAAUUCUCUUCCAUUUUACCUAAGAAAAAUUUUCUCCGCGUGGGAGUUGUGGGUCCUUUUUUGCCUUCGCGGAACCGCACCGGGGACGUGCAAGCGAAAACGGAAGUUUGCAAGAUGGAGGCCGAGAAAAAUUUUUGCCCGCUUUCUCCAGACAGCUAUCCCUCACUGAUCUGCUAUCCGGGGUGUCAAUAGGCACUUGACGAUUGCCCCCAUUCUUUUGCGCCGUCUCCAACCCAUUAGCCCCUCAUGGCAGCUAAAGAUGUUGCCCCCGCGCCCGAGAUCACCAGCAACGCGGUGAAAGGUGACGCUUUCGACUCGGAUACCAAGCAUGUUGCACAGGAUAUCAAACCAUCUGAUGCGGAGGGCAAUCACUCGAGCUCUCCUCCCGGAGAGCUGAAGCGCAAGCUGAAGAGUCGGCAUCUGCAGAUGAUCGCAAUCGGUGGAACUAUCGGAACCGGUCUAUUCAUUUCAAGUGGAACUGCGAUCGCAUCCUCUGGCCCCGCAGGCGCUCUGCUUGCCUACAUCUUCGUCGGCUCAAUUGUCUACUCCGUUAUGACCUCGCUCGGCGAAGUCGCGACCUACAUUCCCAUCCCCGGCGCCUUCACCUCGUACGCUGCUCGUCUGAUCGAUCCGAGUCUUGGUUUCUCUAUGGGAUGGAUCUACUGGUUCAACUGGGCAUCUACAUUCGCCGUCGAGCUCACCGCUACGGGAACCAUUAUUCAGUAUUGGGACCCUAGUCUGAACAUUGCGAUCUUCAUAGGUGUCUUCUGGGUGUUUAUUACCGCCUUGAACUUCCUUCCUGUGAAUUUCUAUGGCGAACUGGAGUUCUGGUUCUCAUCGAUCAAGGUCGCCACUGUCAUUGGUUUCAUGAUCUUUGCCAUUUGCAUCGACUGCGGUGUGGGCGCGCAGGGCUAUCUUGGAUUCCGUUAUUGGCACAACCCUGGUGCCUUCGCGACCCAUUUGAUUGAGCAGCCAGUGUCAGUAGGCAAGUUCGUUGGUUUCUGGGCCGUCUUGAUCCAAGCCGGUUUCUCGUAUCAAGGAACGGAGCUCGUGGGUGUGGCUGCUGGAGAGACCGAGAACCCCCAGAAGACUGUGCCUUCUGCCAUUCGCAAGACCUUCGUGCGAAUCCUCCUCUUUUUCGUGCUCACCAUCUUUUUUAUUGGCUUAGUCGUUCCCUACACCAACGACAGACUGACCACUGCCAAGACCAACGCUUCCUCCUCGCCUAUGGUCAUUGCUGCCGAUCUGGCCGGUGUUAAGGUUCUGCCUAGCCUGAUCAACGCCGUGUUGCUGACUGUUGUCCUAUCGGCAGCCAAUUCCAAUGUGUACAGCGGCAGCCGAAUUUUGACUGGACUCGCACACGAGGGUUUUGCUCCCAUGUUCUUCGCUCGUACCACCAAAGGAGGCGUUCCAUACAACAGUGUCAUGUUCACUGCCCUUUUCGGGCUUCUGGGCUUCAUGAACGUGUCCAAUAACGCGGGCCAGGUGUUUAACUGGCUAGUGAACUUGUCUAGUGUGGCUGGAUUCGUGACUUGGUCCUCGAUCAAUGCAUGUCAUAUUGCUUUCAUGCGCGCAUUGAAAGCUCGUGGCAUCUCUCGCGAUACGCUUCCUUACAAGGCUAUUCUGCAACCCUACCUAGCCUACUACGGUCUUUUCUUCAACGUCCUCAUUGCUCUCACCCAGGGCUUCACAGCUUUCAUCCCCACUUUCGAUGUCACCGACUUUUUCAUCGCCUACAUCUGCAUCAUUGUCUUCGUGGUGCUUUACCUGGGACACAAGAUCAUCAUGCGGCCCGCUUUUGUUCGUGCUGCCGAGGCUGACCUUGAUACUGGGCGAAUGGAGUAUAAGAAGGACAUCAGUCCUCCCAAGCCUUGGUAUUGGAGAGUCUGGGGUUGGAUUACGAAGUAAGGAUGGCAUGGACUGGAAUGAUUCGAAAAUAGAAUGACAUGUAUUUAUAUUGCGCUGGACAUAUUUUAGAGCGUUAUUGCACACUAACGAACUUUACUUCAAUUUAUUGCUACGAUUUUCAUGUAAUCGG
Molecule: messenger RNA, 2170 nt
Organism: Penicillium brasilianum
Lineage: Eukaryota; Fungi; Ascomycota; Eurotiomycetes; Eurotiales; Aspergillaceae
Source: the annotation of a GenBank genome assembly